This is a messenger RNA of Eutrema salsugineum, 987 nucleotides long. RefSeq lists its product as uncharacterized. The record is from RefSeq and is a predicted model, not a curated record. NCBI's taxonomy places the organism in Eukaryota, Viridiplantae, Streptophyta, Magnoliopsida, Brassicales, Brassicaceae.
AUGGAUGAUCAUCAAGAAUUCGAGAAACCCAUCUUCGAAUUACGCCAUAAGAAGUUUCGAAGCACUCGAUUUUUGAUAUAUAGCGAGAAGAAGAAUCGUUUAGGAGAAUCGAUGAAUCAAUACGAAGAGAUAUCUUGCUACUACGGAUUGAGGGAAAACCCGAAGAAAACCCAGAAAUCUCCACUCGAUGAUCGAUUGGGUACACGGGCGAGUAAUAAGAAGCGUUUGAUUCGAUGCGAAGAAUGUGGGAAAGGGUUUCGAUAUGAGAAAUGUCUGACGAAACAUCGCAAAGGGAUGCAUUCGUUGAAUCAGAAGAAGAGCGAUUAUGAAGAAUCUAUGAUCAGAAGUGCUGAUCUCUUGUGUUGCUUCAGUGAUGUACAGAGGAGAAAGAGAUCGAAAAGAGUUUCCAGGUACAAGAAGAUUCCUCGAUUCUCUGUUUCUUCUUCGUCUUCUGUUUCUGAGUAUGAUGGAGAGUUAUUAGAAGUCGCCGAGUCUCUGAUUCUGUUGUCUAAGAGUGUUGAAGCUCUGGUUUCGAAUCCAGGGCUAAAUCUGAGAGAAUUUGAAGACGGGUUUUUGGGUAAUGAGCAGAAACUAGUUGGGAAAUCCCCUGCCGCAGAUGGGUCUUUGAGUACUGAAUCUGAUGGAAAUCCGAAAGAGCUUUUGGGGUUCUUGGGAGACAACAAGGCCGAUGAAUCGUGCCAGGUAGGAGCAGGAAGGUUUAGAGCAGAAGCUGGAUUGGAGAGAGUGAGCUUGGUAUAUAGGCCUGGACUGAUUUUGCAAAACGCUAAAACGGAUAUCCAACAGAAACUUGACGGCCAAGAAACAAAUUCAGGAGAUGAGGGCACUGAGCAUCGGUGCAGGCUCUGUGACAGGGUUUUCUUGACUUAUCAAGCUCUCGGUGGUCAUCAGACUUUCCACAGGAUGAGGAACAAGCCUAAAGUCAAAAGCAAGAGAUGCAGAGAAGAAUCAGUAGAAGCUGAAUCUUAG